Molecule: messenger RNA, 1086 nt
Organism: Aspergillus calidoustus
Lineage: Eukaryota; Fungi; Ascomycota; Eurotiomycetes; Eurotiales; Aspergillaceae
Source: the annotation of a GenBank genome assembly
AUGCAUCUCAAGAUCCUCCUCGCAAUCCUCCUCCCCCUCCUCACCUUCACGAACCUCUCAACCUCCGAAGAAAUCCGCCCUCCCCUCCGCAAUCUCUACAACAAGAUCCGCACCUCAGGCCCCUGCACCGGCCCCGACCUCUUGAAAACCGGCUUCUUCGACCAGAACGACGGCUCCCCACCCCUCUGGUCCUACUGCCAGCGCCACACACGCCACUCCGCAAUCUACCUCAAGGGCCCCGGCAACCUACUGGCAAAUAUGGACGUCGACUGCGACGGUAUCCAGAACAGUACCGGGUCCGGCGAUGGGCGAUGCACAGGGCUCCCAGAUACCCAAGCACAGACCGCAUUCCGCUCCAUCCUGCAAGCCGGCUACGGGAUCCCCGAUCUAAACACCUACAUCCACCCGUACGUCGUGCUCGGCAACAUCGGGAACCGGCCCUGGUACCGCACCUUCGACCCGCGCACCGCGGACAUAUACCCGCUCUCGGUCGUCGCCGUCCUGUGCGGCAACAAGCUCGUCUACGGAGUCUGGGGCGACGUCAACGGCGACGAUGGGAUCCCGCUUGUGGGGGAGGCGAGCCUUGCGCUUGCGACGGCGUGUUUUGGGAACAGGGUUAGUGGGUCCAAUGGCUGGGAUGCGGCGGAUGUGCUUUAUCUUGCGUUUAAGGGGGGACGCGCGGUUCCUGGGCCGAAUGGGGUGAGGUGGGAUGCGCAGGAUUAUGUGGAGUUUGAGGGGGUUUUGGAGGGGUUGGGGGAUGCGCUUGUUGAGGAAUUGCUGGAUCGGGUUGAGGGUGAUGAAGAUGAGGAUGAGGAUGGGGAUGGGGAGGAGGGUGUGUGCGCGAGUCAUGUCGGGGAUAAUUCGGCGGGUAAUGCGACUCACGGAGGAGACCGCGGGGGAGUUUGCGCCUGUGGAUUCAACGGCUCUGUCGCUGCUUCUUCCCCUGCUGCUGGUGGUGGUGGUGGUGGUGGAGACCAAUCAAAGCAUCGGCAAGCAAGUCGCAGAUUGACGGAGCGGUUACGUCGAUCCGAUCUGGACUCCGACCGCGUGUCUGCAGCACAUGCUCAAGGACACAGAUCCGCAUAG